AUGUUGUCAAACCCCCUUCAUCGGUUCUCGCCGUACCACACGAUCCCGUCCAAUGCCCUGCUCUCUGGCGGCCAUGUCCAAGCCGGCCACAUGCACCCCAACGGCUUGGACACGUUGGCUCAGGGCUCCCAUUACGCUCUUCAGCAGCUCCAACAGCAUGUGGGUGUGCACAACCCGCAUCUAGCGCGCCCUGGUCCUCAGGUCAAGCACCGGCAGCACCCUUAUGGACCCGCCGCCCGUGCAACAGGAGCUGCCGGGCCGAUUCGGAGAAGAAUCAGCAGAGCCUGCGAUCAAUGCAACCAACUCCGCACCAAGUGUGACGGCCAGCAUCCAUGUGCGCAUUGUAUAGAGUUUGGACUUGGUUGCGAAUAUAUCAGAGAACGGAAAAAGCGUGGAAAGGCCUCGCGAAAAGACCUUGCCCAGCAAGCGGCAGCUCAAGCGGCGGCAGCGGCAGCAGCUCAGAAUGGCAAAUCACCCGAUCAGUCUACAGAAGGUGGACAGUCCAGCGAGCAACGAAACGAGCCGAAGUCCAUGCCUUCUAUUACUGUGGAUACCCAGCUCGGCAACAGCGACAAGAUGAUGAGCGACAUUGGCGAAGAUGCCUUACAGCGGGAACAGAGGACUAGUAGUCUGGAUAGCCUGGGUGAGAUGACUUCCCACCAAUCUCACCUAACUGGACAUGCCGGAGGGCUGGACCGCGAUCACUUGGAAAGCCCGACUACUCUGGACCUCAAUGCGUACGGCAAUGUCCAUGCCUCCUAUGACCGACAGGGGAUGAGCGCGCAUCUCAUGAAUGCCCCCACCCAUGCGCAAUACGCGCCUCAAGGCAACAUGUCGAGCUAUCCGGAGCUGCCCUACACUCUCCAGACCCAGAGCCCAACCGGCUAUUCUGCCAACGCAAACUCGUUCCGAAUGGGCACGAGUCCGCUAAGCGCUUAUCCAAUGGCCGGUGAUACAGCUUCGCCGGGAUGGAUGACCAUGUCAUCUCCGCCGCCUCAGUAUCAGACGCACAUUCCCCAGAACCCUUUUGCUCAUUCUCAGCUGAGAUACCCGGUACUGGAGCCGCUGGUACCUCAUCUGGGAAACAUCAUCCCGCUCUCGCUUGCCUGUGACCUGAUCGAUCUGUACUUUGCGAGCUCGUCCGCGGCCCAGAUGCAUCCCAUGUCGCCAUACGUGUUGGGCUACGUCUUCCGCAAGAGAUCGUUCAUCCACCCCUCGAAGCCGCGGCAAUGUCAGCCAGCACUCCUGGCGAGCAUGCUUUGGGUUGCUGCGCAGACUAGCGACGCGCCAUUCCUGACUAGCAUCCCGUCCGCUCGGGGAAAGAUCUGCCAGAAGCUGUUGGAGCUGACAGUCAGCCUGCUGAAGCCGCUGAUCCAUACACCUUCGGGAGACGCGUCGCCGGUCUCGAGCCCGGUCAUUGAUGGCGUUGCCUUGGGUGGCCUUGGUGUCGCACUUCCGGGCUCGAUCAGCAUGGAAGCAUUGACAAGCGAGACGGGAGCAUUUGGUGCUGCGGGAACCCUUGAUGACGUGGUCACCUACAUCCACCUGGCGACUGUUGUCUCGGCCAGCGAGUACAAAGGCGCAAGCCUGCGCUGGUGGAAUGCAGCCUGGUCUCUGGCCAGGGAGCUCAAACUUGGCCGUGAACUGCCCCAGAAUGCGCCGUCCAUGAAUAUCCACCCGCCGGAGAACGACCUCGAUGGAACGGGCGAAACCGAUGAGAUGGGCAAUGUGGUCCAGGGUCUCGUCACCGAGGAAGAACGGGAGGAGAGGCGAAGAAUCUGGUGGCUCGUGUACAUCGUUGAUCGCCACCUCGCGCUGUGCUACAACCGGCCUCUGUUCCUCCUCGAUAUCGAGUGUGAUGGGCUUUUGCAACCGAUGGAAGACACUGCGUAUCAGAAUGGCGAGUUCCGCAACUUUGCAACUGACCCGGAUGUUCUAGCCGCCGACCAGUCUGGCUCCUCUCAACAGCGACUUCGAGGACCUUGUUUCAAGUGCACUGGUCACAGCAUCUUUGGGUACUUUCUACCUCUGAUGACAAUCUUGGGCGAGAUUGUUGACCUUCAUCACGCUCGAAACCAUCCGCGGUUCGGCGUGGGCUUCCGCUCCUCGCGAGAGUGGGACGACCAGACGACAGAGAUCACUCGCCACCUCGAGGCAUACGAGCAGAGCUUGAAGAGGUUCGAGCAGCAGAACCUCAGCAGCGCAGUCCAUGGUACGACAGAGGACAAGGGUACAGAAGUCAAUGUCGAGACUCUCGCAACAGUGCCUCACGAGGCUGGCACACCGUCGGUCCAUUCGGUCCACAGUGUGCACACAGCCGGCUCCACACGGCUGACCGAGUCGGAUAUCCAGACUCGCAUUGUCACUGCGUACGGCACUCAUGUCGUGCACGUGCUUCACAUCCUGCUUUCUGGCAAAUGGGAUCCCAUCAACCUGCUCGACGACAAUGACCUAUGGAUCAGCUCUCAGGGCUUCAUCACUGCCACGAGCCACGCCGUUUCGGCGGCCGAGGCCAUCAGCAACAUCCUCGAGUUUGACCCAGGCCUAGAGUUCAUGCCUUUCUUCUUCGGCAUCUAUCUGCUUCAGGGCUCGUUCCUGUUGCUUUUGAUCGCAGACAAGCUGCAGCUCGAGGCUAGCGCCAGCGUGGUCCGGGCCUGCGAGACUAUCAUUCGAGCACACGAGGCUUGUGUUGUCACGCUCAACACCGAGUAUCAGCGCAACUUUAGCAGGGUCAUGCGCAGUGCUCUUGCCCAGGUCCGGGGCCGUGUGCCUGAAGAUCUAGGCGAGCAGCACCAGAGGCGUCGUGAGCUGCUUGCGCUCUACCGCUGGACUGGUGAUGGGACUGGUCUGGCACUGUGA
Messenger RNA from Thyridium curvatum, 2859 nucleotides. RefSeq lists its product as uncharacterized. Gene Ontology annotation, biological process: DNA-templated transcription; regulation of DNA-templated transcription. The transcript has 3 exons. Gene Ontology annotation, molecular function: DNA binding; DNA-binding transcription factor activity, RNA polymerase II-specific; zinc ion binding. The coding region runs from base 1 to 2859 and encodes 952 amino acids. Lineage: Eukaryota; Fungi; Ascomycota; Sordariomycetes; Thyridiales; Thyridiaceae. The record is from RefSeq and is a predicted model, not a curated record.